UCACAAAACUCCACUUUAACUGUAGAGGAGGAAGGACUUCAUUGAAUGCAGCUACCGUGUUUUUAGGUGCUAAUGGUACUGUGGAUAAAUGAUGGUGAAACAUUUUUAACUCCACAAGUUAACCGUAGCAGAGAAAAUAAAUAGACAAAGCCUAUCUAACAAUGCGAUUUUAGCAGCGACAUGUUUCGCGGUGUGUCCAAUCAAAAUUAUAGGUCCGGAGACAGUCAGAGACCAACUGGUUUUGCCAGUGCUCCCCCAAACGGACCUCCGCCUGGCCCUCGUUUUAAUACUGGAUAUGGAACACUGUACCAACCACCUUAUCAUGGCCAACCGGGUCUCGCGUACCGGGGUCCUCCGCCUGGUCACCCAAGUGGACUCCCGUCCACUAGACCUACGUUCAUGGACGCACGGCCUUUCGGCGGUGUAUCUGUUGAUCACAGUAUGGUCAUUACUGUUGGUAGCCAGCACAACAUAGCACCUCUCCAACCGCAUGACCUGGCCCGGAACUGGGGUGAAAGUGAUAAGGCAGAGGCAUUCCUCCGAAGUUUGGCUGCCAAGGACAGACAGACAAAGCCCAAUGGGAGAGAAGGAGAGGCAACAGAGACGACCUGGGGGCACUACAACAAGCAGACCUCGGACAGAGGGAAGAGCAGGAGCAAGAGUCCCUCGCAAAAGCAGAGAGGACACAGUCGCAGCCGCAGUAGGGGCAAGAGUAGAGGGCGCAGCCGUGCCAAGAGUCGGGCACGAAGCAAGAGUCGGGCGCGGAGCAAGAGUCGGGCGCGGAGCAAAAGCCGGGCACGAAGCAAAAGCCGGGCACGAAGCAAAAGCCGGGCACGAAGCAAGAGCCGGGCACGUAGUAAAAGCAGGGCACGGAGCAAAAGCAGAGCUCCAAGCCGCAGUCGGGCCAAGAGCCGGGCCAGAAGCAGGGCGCGGAGCAAGAGUCGGCCCAGGAGUAGGAGUAGGAGUCGGAGCAGGAGCUGUCCCAGGAGCCGAGGCCGGAGCCAGGUCAGAGACACUGGUGGUUAUGCAUUCAGCAGAGAGCCUGGGAGUGGAGGCAGUGGCAGCCACUCCAGUAUGUCUUCAAAGGUGGACCUUUUCAAUGAACUCAAGCAGCUUUUGCAGAGCAAAGGCCUGGAGGACUCCCUGUCUGUGGUGAAGAAAGCCUUCAUUACACAACAGGCACAGACCGCUCCACUGGCCAGUCCAUCUGCCGUGCCGGUCCAGGCGUCUGCCUCCCCGCGGCUGCCCGCUGCCUACCCAGCCGCUCCGUUUGAGGCGACCGACAGCUCGCUCCUCCCGCACGAGAGGGUGCAGCAGGACGGCAGCGGCUUCUCCCGCAUCCUGAGCAUGAUGGGCGAGCCGAGCCCGCAGACCCCGGAGCGCCAACGCCAGCCUCAGGCGGCCGCCGCCGCCGCCGCCAACGUGCCCGACAUCGAGGACGAGGAGGAGUUCCUGUACGGAGACAAGGAGCCGAGUCUCGCUCAUCCAAGCGCUCAGAGCGCCCUGGGGAGGCCACGGGCGGACUCUCAGACCUCGGCGGCGGCGGCGGCGGCAUCGACUCCGCUCCAGCAGUUCAAGGCGCUCCUGGGCGACCCGGGCAUGAGCCACAUCUUCAAGCAUGCCCAGUCGGCGCUGGCUCUGACUGGCAUGAGCCAGGGGGCCCCGGCGAAGAAGCGCAGCUCCACGCCAGAGUCCAAAAAGGACACGUCGUCCCACAGGCACAGAGCCAGCAGCCCGGCCAAAGACCACCGGGAGGGGACGCCCAGCGGCGCCGAGUUCGAAAGGGUCAAGAGCCUCCUGAAGAACAUGGGGCUGACUCUGAGCACGGCGGAAAUCACCAAGAUUGCUUCGAAGCUGCGUGACACGCCUUCAUCCAAAGGGUCGAAGUCGGAGAGCACGGACAGCAGGCAUUCUCAUAGGGAUAGAGAUAGCAGUCACCAUGAGAAGGAGAGAGAAAGAGAUCGAAGUGACAAGCAUGGCGGUGGGACGAAAAGGAAGGAACAACUGGUGAAAGAACUGGAGAACAUUUUAAAAACGGAAGGGUAUGGGAACUUGAUUCCAGUGAUUGGCUUCUAUUGUAAGCUGUGUGAGGAGUUCUUUGGGGAUCUGGCCAGCGCCCAAAGGCAUGAGGGCUGCCAGAAGGGUUCCAGAGAGUCGGGAAAGGGACCCAUGCUUAAGAUGUACAGCGACACAAAGAGUGGCUCUGGCCAUUCAUCGCAACACUCCACAGGACCUGGCCACCCGGAGAAGAAACGGCUUGGGGAAGAUGGCAAGGGAGCCCACCGCGAUGAGCGGGAACUGAGCCCGGGACACUGGCCCAGAAAGAGGGCCCGGGACGAGCCCGACCGUAGGGACCAGAAGGGUUCUGCUGUCAGGCCCGCAGAACCCAUCAGGGUGAAGGUAGAACCUGAGGUUAAGGAGAGGAGCUCCUCAGUAGAGAACGGAGACAAAAAAGGAAGUUCAGACAGUGACUCGGACGGUUCUACCAAAGGUGUCAGCCCCAAGAAAAAGAAAAAGAAGGAGAAGAAGAAAAAGAAGAAAAAGGAGAAGAAGAAAUUAAAGAAGGAGAAGGAGAAGGAGAAGGAGGGGAAGUCUAAAACAAAGUCCGCUUAGCUGUUACUUUAGUGUUUUUUUGUCCCCCCCCCCAUUUCGUAUUUUCCUUUUAGUUGGAUUCUUCAACCACAAGACAUGAUGUUCCUGCCUGGCGACUGCACUUUUUGCAACUCACAGCAUGGAGAAGACAACAGCAGCCAAUAGCAAUGACUUAAAACACCAGGAUCUCCUCAUAUCAUUUACAAGAAAUCAGAUGGUUAAAAAUAACAGUGUAGUACAAUUAUUUCAUGUUGGUUACCAGAAAAUCCAUUGUCGAUGUAUUUCAGUGUAUACAUUGACAUUCUGUUGAAUAUUUAGGAACACUUCCAUUCUGAGGAAGUGUGAAACAUUUUGUGAAUAUUUUUUGGAAAUAAACUCACCAUGUGGUUACCACAUGUUAUUAUUC
This is a messenger RNA of Sardina pilchardus (European sardine), 2998 nucleotides long. RefSeq names its product serine/arginine repetitive matrix protein 2. The transcript is spliced from 8 exons. Gene Ontology annotation, biological process: positive regulation of DNA-templated transcription; negative regulation of DNA-templated transcription. Gene Ontology annotation, cellular component: nucleoplasm. Lineage: Eukaryota; Metazoa; Chordata; Actinopteri; Clupeiformes; Clupeidae. The record is from RefSeq and is a predicted model, not a curated record. The coding region runs from base 181 to 2613 and encodes 810 amino acids.